AUGGCAGGACCAUUCGCGAAAAAGACAACGCCAGCCCGACCACCCUCCGGACCAAAACCAUCGUCUAGCAAGCGAAACACAAGCAUCUUGAGUUUCUUCCAAAAGACAGAUACCCCACCAGGCGCUAUUUCUCGCCAGCCACGAAUCACCCAGUUUGGUGCACCUUCUUCACGAUCACCUAGCAGUGGCCGAGGUACGCCAACGCUCAAGCGAGGGGCCUCGUCAACAAAUGAUGCGAACGGUGACCUGUUUUUGGAAGAUAAGAAGGGACUGGCGAAGAUUCAACAAGCCAGGGAAGCAAGCGGAAAACCGCGAUCGCCAACGCCCGACAUUUGGGGCGACGAUGAAGAGGGUUUGAAGCAGGAUGGUGAAAAACAUAAUGAAGACCUGACGGCAAAACGGCGGAAGGUCGACACACAGAGCAUUCCCGCCGAUGAGACCCAGAAACCAGACGUCGGACCAGUUUCUACCAAAUCGGCCGGGUCUACGAAACCACAGAAACGAAGCGGGCCUUUCAUCGACGAGUCAGACAGCGAAGAUGAUAUGGAAGCAUUCCAGGAUAUUCAGGAGACGACUCUUCCCACACUUGAUGCUACAGUCGACGAUUCAUUGCCAGUAGACAACACAGCGGACGCACAACGCUCCCCCGAGUCUACACCCCCGCCACCGGUAAGAGCCGUCACAAAUUAUACCGACCAUGAAGAAUACACGAAUUUUGACGAUAUAGAAGAAGAAGGGGAAGAUGUGCUCAUAGAGGAGGAGUCUCGAAAUAAGCCCUGGGAGGCCGAAGAGCAGGACCAACAGACCAACUUGGACAUAGAACCUGAAAACGACAAUGAUUGUUCGGGGAUUGAGGAGCCUAUCGAAGGGGAAGUGAGCACAUGUCCCAUCUGCCAAAGGGUGAUGAAGGAUUUAAACGAAACCGAAAUUUCCAUCCAUGUCAAUGAUUGUUUGGAUGGAAAUACUAGCGCCACCACGGCCACACCAGCACAGGUAUCCAAUCCCGGCCAAAACACUACUCCAAGGCCUGUAGAUACCGACAAAGGGCUCACGCGUGCCGAACGAGCCGCCAUUGCUCGACCUGCGCAGCGCGAUCCGUAUGCAAAACCCAAACCAAGUGGGCAAUCAGCAUUCUCCCAAAUGAUGGCCGGCAAUGCAGAAGACACUGCUUGGAAUACGGCGGCAGCUAAUGAAGUUUCGUCGCGUGGCAAACAAGCAUACCAGCGGACAUGUCCGUUUUAUAAAAUCCUCCCUGGGUUCUCAAUAUGUGUCGAUGCUUUUCGCUACGGGGCAGUAGAGGGAUGCAAUGCCUAUUUUCUCAGUCAUUUCCAUAGCGACCACUACAUUGGGCUGAGCAAGUCCUGGCGCCAUGGACCUAUUUACUGCAGUCGGCCUACCGCCAAUCUGGUCCGUCAACAGCUUCGGGUUGAUCCCAAAUGGGUGGUCGAUCUCGAUUUUGAGUCCACUUCCGAGGUGCCAGGGACAGGGGGUGUGCAAGUCACAAUGCUUCACGCAAAUCAUUGCCCAGGUAGCUCUCUCUUUCUUUUUGAGAAGAGCUCCGGGUCUGGACCCAAUGUCCGCCAGCAGCGGAUACUCCAUUGCGGUGACUUCCGUGCAUCUCCUGCUCAAGUGCAACACCCACUUCUCCGCCCCAACGUGACAAAUCCUGUCACUGGCCAGCCGAGGCAACAGUUUAUCAACACGUGUUAUCUUGAUACAACCUAUCUAAACCCGAAAUAUGGAUUCCCAUACCAAGAGGAUGUGAUUGCAGCAAGCGCCGAGCUCUGUGUGCGCCUGAACGACGAAGCCGGUGUCGGGGCCGACACAGUGAAGACCGGUUCAGGUGGCUUAAUGAGCAAAUUCCUGUCAACAAAGACACCAGACAAUAAGGCGUCAGAAGGUGCUCCGCAGAUUGGCGGUCGACUGCUGGUGGUGAUUGGAACCUACAGCAUUGGCAAAGAGCGAAUAUGUAUGGGCAUCGCGCGAGCACUUGGAUCGAAGAUCUUCGCUACUCCACCCAAGCAACGAAUUUGUGCUUGUUUGGAGGAUCCAGAACUUGACGCGAUGCUAACCACAAAUCCACACGAAGCGCAAGUACAUAUGCAAUCGCUCUUCGAAAUCCGCGCAGACACACUCGCAGAAUACCUCGAUGGCCUCAAACCACACUUUUCGAGAGUAGUCGGCUUCCGCCCGACCGGUUGGACAUACCGGCCGCCCACGGGACGGGUUUUACAAAAUCCUCCCGUGUCCACAGUUCUACAUGGCGAAAACUGGAAAAGCCCCUUCACAAUUCAAGACCUUACCCCACAGCGCGGGAGCACCAAGGAAAGCGCUUGUUACGGUGUGCCCUAUAGCGAGCACAGUUCAUUCCGCGAACUGACCAUGUUCUGUUGUGCGCUGCGGAUUGGGCGGGUCAUCCCGACGGUGAAUGUUGGGUCCCAGAAGAGCCGAGACCAGAUGAAGGUUUGGAUGGAGCGGUGGGAUGCGGAAAAGAAGAAGAAUGGGCUGUUUCCUGUGACCGGUGAUCGAUGGUGA
This is a messenger RNA of Penicillium brevicompactum, 2535 nucleotides long. Its product is annotated as DNA cross-link repair protein PSO2. NCBI's taxonomy places the organism in Eukaryota, Fungi, Ascomycota, Eurotiomycetes, Eurotiales, Aspergillaceae. The transcript is spliced from 2 exons. Gene Ontology annotation, biological process: protection from non-homologous end joining at telomere; interstrand cross-link repair; double-strand break repair via nonhomologous end joining. The coding region runs from base 1 to 2535 and encodes 844 amino acids. The record is from RefSeq and is a predicted model, not a curated record. Gene Ontology annotation, molecular function: 5'-3' DNA exonuclease activity; damaged DNA binding.